Messenger RNA from Thermothielavioides terrestris NRRL 8126, 1322 nucleotides. RefSeq lists its product as uncharacterized. Bases 183 to 995 code for a protein of 270 amino acids. The transcript is spliced from 2 exons. NCBI's taxonomy places the organism in Eukaryota, Fungi, Ascomycota, Sordariomycetes, Sordariales, Chaetomiaceae. The record is from RefSeq and is a predicted model, not a curated record.
AAGGGUGGGGUUGUGUGUGACUGUGGUGGGGGGAACUUCCGCGCUGAGGGUCUUCGAGGAUACCCUCAAGCUCUAGGUGAGGCAGUGGCCGACCACCUCCGACCGCACGCUGAUAACGAAUAGCACCUGUUGCCUGAAAGUACCUGUCAAGGUCACAACCCACGCGGUAUCCGGGUUCCAUCAUGAGCGACUCGGAAACCGAAACAGGCUCCGACCAUGCAGCGCAUUCCAAGCGCAGCAAGAUGAAGGCCCUGUUCAAGGAGGGCCUCUCGCGCGGCAAGGAGGAGCUGGUCAAGGGGAAGCUCAUGUUCGAGCACUCGCUCGGACUGGGCCACAAGCCCAACGUCAUCCCGCCGGCGGAACCGGACACCAACGGACCAGCGCGGACGGUGGAGAUCGGGUGGCACCCGGUGGCCGGGUUCGCGGGCAAGUGGUUCGCCGAAAAGACGCGGCUUGGGACGUGGAUCACGGAGAAGGUGCACAAGUACCCGGACCCGUCGCAGCACUGGGCGGUGCUGGUGGGCGACUACUGCCACGAGCUGUGGAUGGACGAGCAUCUGGACAUCAUCUACAUCAACGAGCGGGUCGAGCGCGAGCAGUGGCACACCUUCCGCGUCGGCGAGACGACCUUCAACGACGAGGCGCUGCGCCAGACGGGCGAGAUGGUGAUCAGCCAGAUGCGCGCCAAGAAGGCGGCCUACAACCUCAUCAGCAACAACUGCCAGAACUUCGCGCUGCUGCUGCUGGACGCGAUGCAGAUCGGGGAGGCCGCCCACCCCAAGUUCGGCACGGCGCUCGCCGUCGUCCAGGCGGCCACGGGCCCCGGCAGGAUCCGGGACCUGUUUGAGGAGAAGCAGCCGGGCGAGCAGGUUGUCGUCGCCGUCGAGGAGCCGGCGCAGGAGCCGGCGCAGAAGGACAAUGCCAUCGUGGCGCUGGCGAAGCGGCUGAUGGACGAACACACGACCAAGUUGGACAACCACCAUCACGUCCAUUGAUGAAAAGGGGCGCGCUGUGGUACAUACAGUAAGUCGGCCGAUUACAUGGGCCGAUGUGAAAUGCCAGUAUUUCACCGAGUAACGCACCGAGUUCGUGCGUUAAUCUUUAAUAGUGGCAUGCCGGAGGCGCGCACUGUGGGUUUGCACUCCGUCUUGCAUGGCCAUGGCCGUCACACGGGUCGACACGUCAACGGAUGUGUGACUGAGAAUGGUAUAGCAUCGAGUGUUUUGACGGGUCAACUUGGAAGUCGAUGAGAAACCGUUCUGAGAUCGGUUGUUCGAAGUUUUGCCUGAUGUGUUCGGAGACGGGUGACAAUCGACAUCGGA